AUGACCCAGGGGAAGCUCUCUGUGAACAACAAACCCCCCAACUCUGAGGGGCAAGGGGAGAAGAAGGACAAUGCCACGGCUCCACCAGCUCCUCCAACCUAUGAGGAGGCAACAGCGGGAGAAGGGAUGAAGUCUGGUGCUUACCCUCCUCCUCCAUCGGUCCCGCUCCACCCCAGCUGGGCUUAUGUUGACCCCAGCACGAGCCCGAGCUAUGGCAGUGGCGGGUACCCAGGGGACAUGGAGAUGCUCACGACCUUCAGCUGGGAUGACAGGAAUGUGCGCAGAGUGUUCAUCAGGAAGGUUUAUGCCAUCCUGAUGGUCCAGCUCUUGGUCACGGUUGUUAUUGUGGCUUUCUUCACCUUCUGUGAGCCGGUCAAGGGGUAUAUUCAGACACACUCUGCCUGGUAUUGGGCUUCCUAUGCUGUUUUCUUUGUGACCUACUUGAUUCUUGCUUGCUGCUCUGGACCCAGGAGGUAUUUCCCAUGGAAUCUGAUCCUGCUGAGCAUCUUUACACUGUCCAUGGCUUAUCUCACCGGGAUGCUCUCCAGUUACUACAAUACCAAGUCAGUCCUUCUGUGUCUGGGGAUCACAGCCCUGGUGUGUCUGUCUGUCACGAUCUUCAGCUUCCAGACCAAGUUUGACUUCACCUCCUACCAGGGUGUCCUCUUCGUGAUGCUCAUGGUGCUUUUCUUUGGUGGCAUCAUCCUGGCUGUGAUACUGCCCUACCAAUAUGUCCCUUGGCUCCAUGCGAUCUAUGCUCUGCUUGGUGCCAUUAUCUUUACUAUGUUCCUGGCAUUUGAUACCCAGAUGCUGAUGGGGAAUCGUCGGUACUCGCUGAACCCAGAGGAAUACAUCUUUGGAGCCCUCAAUAUCUAUCUGGACAUAAUCUACAUCUUCUCCUUCUUCCUCCAGUUCUUUGGCUCCAGCCAGGAGUGAGUGCAGCAAGGCAGUAUCUUCUCUUUGCUGGCAAGACGCAAGUGUUUGAAAAAAAUAUUAAAAGAGGAGGAAAAGAGGGUUAAAAAAACAAACAAAACCAAACCCACCCUUUCUGGCCCACUAGCAGGCUCCGUUCAAUCAGCUGAGCAAAGCCCCUGGGCUCCUUAUGCAGCUUGUAUAUAUGCUGUUAGGCCUUUGUGACCCAGAAAGCAAAGCAGGGCUUAAGUGUUAUGUCUCUUCUGCUCCCUCCACUCCCACUGAGAUGAGAUCAAACCAGACCAGAGAUUGGGAGGCAUGAGACCAAGAUCUUCUUUUCCCCAGAGGCUGUCAGAGUUGCCUGUCUGCAUCCUGCAUGUCAUGGGAUGUCAAAGUGCUGAGAACAGCUCUGCAAAGGGAAAAUAUCAUUAAGGGGAGAAGAGUAGGGAAUUUUGCUAGGAUCCUGGCAGGAAAACCAGCUGAACAAAGG
Haliaeetus leucocephalus (bald eagle) is the source of this 1402-nucleotide messenger RNA. RefSeq names its product Fas apoptotic inhibitory molecule 2 (gene FAIM2). Gene Ontology annotation, biological process: negative regulation of apoptotic signaling pathway. The record is from RefSeq and is a predicted model, not a curated record. NCBI's taxonomy places the organism in Eukaryota, Metazoa, Chordata, Aves, Accipitriformes, Accipitridae. The transcript has 12 exons. Bases 1 to 936 code for a protein of 311 amino acids. Gene Ontology annotation, cellular component: endoplasmic reticulum; membrane; Golgi apparatus.